CCAGCCAGGCCUUCAGGGGCCACCUGGCCCCCCCGGGCCUCCAGGUCCCCCAGUCAUCAUCCCACCCACUCCGCCAGCCGUGGGACAGUACCUGCCUGAGGUGGGACCAGGGAUAGACGGUGUCAAGCCCCCCUACGGCUACAUGGGCAAGAAGGGCAAGGCUGGCGGCGCCGUCUACGAGAUGCCCGCAUUCACGGCCGAGCUCCUCACCCCCUUCCCCCGGGUCGGGGUGCCCGUGAAGUUUGACAAACUCCUUUACAACGGCCGGCAGAACUACAACCCCCAGACGGGGAUCUUCACCUGCGAGAUCCCCGGCAUCUACUACUUUGCCUAUCACGUUCACUGUAAAGGGGCCAGCGUCUGGGUGGCGUUGUUCAAGAACAACGAGCCGCUGAUGUACACCUACGACGAGUACAAGAAGGGCUUCCUGGACCAGGCUUCGGGCAGCGCCGUUGUCCAGCUGAUGCACGGAGACAAGGUUUACGUUCAAAUGCCCUCCGAGCAGGCGGCAGGACUCUAUGCCGGGCAGUACGUUCAUUCGUCUUUUUCAGGAUAUUUAUUGUAUCCCAUGUAAAACAAAAACCAGACACACACACAUAGACACAAAAAUCAAAACCUUUCUUCUCUGCUUCAAACUUUUAUACCAUGAAAGAUGCAUUUUAUGACCGUUUUGGACCAUCUUGUACAAAUAAAAAAAAUAAAAAAAAUACAAAUUUUAACAUUAUGCACAGCUAGUUAUAAAAAA
Molecule: messenger RNA, 745 nt
Organism: Phaethon lepturus (White-tailed tropicbird)
Lineage: Eukaryota; Metazoa; Chordata; Aves; Phaethontiformes; Phaethontidae
Gene: COL8A1
Product: collagen, type VIII, alpha 1
Exons: 1
Coding region: 143-574 (143 amino acids)
Molecular function (GO): protein binding
Source: RefSeq, a predicted model, not a curated record